Eufriesea mexicana is the source of this 1158-nucleotide messenger RNA. RefSeq lists its product as uncharacterized. The record is from RefSeq and is a predicted model, not a curated record. Bases 1 to 1158 code for a protein of 385 amino acids. Lineage: Eukaryota; Metazoa; Arthropoda; Insecta; Hymenoptera; Apidae. The transcript has 3 exons.
AUGGAGAUUCCGUGGAUCCUUGUACUCGUCCUGUGCGCAACGAUGGUUACCGGAUUCGAUCUCGGACCGAUCGUCAGGAUCGCUCAGUGUAGAUCGCAAUGUUUGAGGAAGCAUACAGCUGAUGGGACCUGCGAUUGGUACUCGGAGCAGGAGCAGACCAAUUGUAGCACGUGCUGGCAGUACUGCGAGGCCCUCGAGAACCGGUGGGAGAAGACAAGAACCAUUUGCGAGGGCGACCAGUAUCUACAUUGCCCAGCCUGCCAGACAGCCUGUACUUACCGAAAGACCAGAAUAGAGGAGAAGUACAUACCGUCGAUGCUGCCAGCGCCUAAGAAGGCACCCAUCGCCCUGGACAGAUUUGACGUGGCCGUAGUGAUGCGCAAGCUUUACAAGCAGUGGAGAGUAGCUGGAUAUUACCCAGGGGAGCGUACUCCGAAUCUAAGGCCGGAUACCUGGAUCAUAGUCGCGAUGGAGGACGGCGUGAAGCACUACAGUUGGCAAGAAUGGGUUCCAAAGCUGGAAUCCUUGAAGGAGGGCCCAUUGUACGAGGCGACGGUCUCCUGGAAGGAUGUCCAGACUCAACUUGAAGAACAGAGGUCCCUGGAACAGGUCAGAUUCAAUAAUCGCGUGAGACAGUUCUUCCUGGAAAAGUACGGGGAAAAAGUGCUCGCGGAGUGGAGGAAUCACGAGGAUUCUCAAAUCUCCGACGAAAUAUUCCGGAGGUUCUUCUUCAGGCGGAAGGAGGAUCGAUUGGACGAUCUCGGGGCCGACAACACUCCUUCGACGAGCAACGCUUAUAACGAUAGGAUUGCCAAGGAUCAUUUAGGAAUGAAGGAAUCGUACGUGGUGUCCUGGGAGCCCGAGACGGGUGGUCUUAUGGGAAAUCAAGUGACAGACUCGAAUUCCGCGCAGAUUUCUCUGCUGCCUGGAACGAAAUACCUUGUCAGAAUCGCCUCCAACGACGGACCUGGUAGCUUCCCCAUCGAGGUGGAUACGAGGCCUAAUUCCGUUCAGGCUAAGAGGAUAGAGAGGACCAUCGAGGAAUUAUAUCCCUGGGAUAUCUACGCUGCCUGCGGUUCUGCUGUUCUUUUGAUAGUCAUUCUCGGUGCGGCGAAGGUCUGCAGAAAGGGUAAGACCGUGGAGGCUGAAGAGGUCUGA